UUUUAUCGUGAUAAUAUAUUGGACGUAAAAAAUAAGUUUUACUUUAAUCCUGAACCACUCUGACCCAGAACAAGUGUGAUUAUUAUAACGUCUUGUAAUUACAAUAGCCAUAGCAAAUAAACAAUUAAUAUUUCUUCAGAAGAAUUUCCUACUGGGUAGGCAUUAAACUUAAUUUUGUCCUAAAGUUUAAAUCCUGUCUGUGUAAAUAAUCUAUGACUGCUUGUGUUCUAUUUAUCUCUGUGGUGUAAUUCUCUGUCAACAUGGCGGUAAUAUAAUUUUCAAAUCUUCCGUAACUACCUACUAAAUGUAAGAAAUAAACAAAGUGUACAGUUACCACAAAGUUAUUGUGAUUUAUGUUGUGUUAUUUCCGAAAUGGCUGCAAAAUACGAAAAAACAAAGACUCAGCUGGUUGCUAUUUACAAAUUAGAGUUUUAUAAAAACAAAAAUAAUUGGAAGCUGUUUAAGAAGAAUGAGAGGGCGAUCAAAGACGACUCGCGGUCGCAAACACCAAAUAGUAAAUUAUGUGAUUGCAGCAGACUGGACCAGACAUACAGCGUGGAAGAUCUGCGUGCAGGACCGGAGUAUGAUACAGAGCAGUCACCACUCAACAAGGCCUUCCUAGAUGAACCUGGGGGGACAGAAGACGAGGAGGCUCCAGACUUGCUGCCAGCGGAGUUUGACCUCCCCGAGCCGGCCACUCAGUGCCUGUUCCAGCACCAGUGGGGGGACCAUGAUGGGAUGUGGCGGGAUAUACAGCAGGAUUGGUGCGGCGCGGAGGCGGAGGGCAUGCCAGAGGAGCUCGCGUACGACCACUGCGACGGACCCUACCACCGCGACCUCUGGCCGCCAGUAUGCGAGGUCCCCCAGCCAGCCCUGCCCCCCGGCGUGUCCACCGCGGAGCUGCUCCGCGCGGCAGACUGCUGCCUGCAGGACACUCACUGCACCACUACUGAACUACAUGAUUCUUUGGACGAGAGCGCGGAGUUCGCCCGCGGGGCGCACGCCGCGCCGCACUCCUCCGAGCUGGAACUGAGGGACUGUAGCCACGAGUGUGUGUGUGUGAGGGACCUGUGCUGGCGCCUGUCCACGGUGCAGCUGCAGCGCGCGCUGGCGGUGCACCGCGCCGCACUCGCCGCGCUACUGAGGGAGGCCGCCCGGAGGGGACAGUUCACCCCAUCACCCUCGCAGCCGACAGUCCCCCUGGACGUGCCAGUCCGCGACACCGACCCCCCCACCCCCCCGGACCCCGUCCUGGGGGGGUCGCACCGCGCCGGCAGGGGGCGCGGCAGGCUGCACCUACUCAACGAUAACCUCGUCGGCUUCGGACGGGGGAGGCCCUUCUGGUUGUAAUCAUAACACUAUAAGACUUUAAAAAAUGCCAUAAUUAUUAUUUACCAUCAUCAUGAUCAGCCUGUAGCCUACUACUACUACUGGACAAAGGUUUCUCACAAUGGGCUCUCCCACACAGAGAUGUAGAAGCAUUAAUCACCACUCUUGCUCAAUGCGGAUUGGCGAUUUCAAACUUAUAAUAAGACAUUAAAUAGUGUCACACCAUUGGAC
Molecule: messenger RNA, 1560 nt
Organism: Spodoptera frugiperda (fall armyworm)
Lineage: Eukaryota; Metazoa; Arthropoda; Insecta; Lepidoptera; Noctuidae
Exons: 8
Coding region: 373-1350 (325 amino acids)
Source: RefSeq, a predicted model, not a curated record